CCGUGGCCCCUAUACUUCCAAGAUCGCUACCAGGACGAGCCUUCUGAGAUUGCGGGGAGCUUCGCAAACGAGACUUACCCUCCGCCUCUCCGUGCAUGUAGUAGCGGCUAUGCGUGUAUCGCAACGAAGACGAAGAUGCCAUCGGUUGCAGAAGGUGGCACCAAGAGUAUGCCAAUGGAGGUACGGGAAUUCAUAGCGGUCCCUACGUUGGGUUCACCUAUAUCAAAUCCCUAG
Alternaria burnsii is the source of this 234-nucleotide messenger RNA. RefSeq lists its product as uncharacterized. NCBI's taxonomy places the organism in Eukaryota, Fungi, Ascomycota, Dothideomycetes, Pleosporales, Pleosporaceae. The record is from RefSeq and is a predicted model, not a curated record. The annotation marks the transcript as partial. The transcript has a single exon.